GUUUUGGAAAACUAGUUACCACACUGGGCAUAGGAAUUUAUAAUAGAAAACAUUGACAGGAAGUAAUGCAAAUGUUCAGCGUACUCAUAUUCUAUCGGCGCACUGUAGUUCCUCAGGCGGCCGCCGUCACCAAUGUUAGUUUGAAGUUUGCCUUCCGAAGCCAGCUGCAAACAUUACAUCACUGACAGAGCCCAGGGACCCGGAUUCACUCACAACUUUCAGGAAUGGCUCGGCUCAAGUUUUAACAGGAAAUGUCUGACCCUUCAACUGGCCGGAGCCGAGCUGACGGUGAGUAGUAACCGAGGCUGACAGCCGUGACUCUGGCCGCUGACACUCAGCUGGAACCAAACAAGAACUUUCAGCCUCUUGUCAGAUCCAUUCUAGGUGUGGCUUCUCAAAGAGCGUCUGCGGAAGUCUCCCGCUACAGAUGUAGGCACGGCUCGGUGAAUUUCAACAGUUUAUUUUUCUCUCCAGCUGCGGGGGAUAGAAAGAUUUGAUUUUGAAAGGUUAUCCAGCACCUUCACUGAAUACAGAAGAUGCCUCCUCCUCCCCCACCUGGUCCUCCUCCUCCUCCAACAUUUUCAGUGGCAAAUACAGAUAAACCCUCGCUAAACAAAUCUGAGCAGGUAGGAAGAAAUGCUCUUUUGUCAGACAUAUGCAGCAGGCCAAAAAAGUUGAAGAAAACUGUUACCAAUGAUAGGAGUGCACCAGUCGUUAUUGCACCUAAAGGACCUGGUGGAGGUGGUGGAGGAGGUGGUGGUGGGGGCGGGGGUGGUGGAGGUGGACCUGCUAGUUUAGGUGGAUUAUUUGCAGCAGGAAUGCCAAAGCUUAGGUCUUCAGGAAGCCGAGAGAGCUCGGAUUCUGGUGGAAGCAGACCACCAAUUAUGCCGCCUGGUGGAAGAUCAGCUGGUCCCCGACCAUUUGCAAUAAACAAUGCUCCGCCAAGGAUUCCUGGGUCAUCUCCUUUCCAAAGGGGUAAUAACCCUGAGCUACCAAGAAAUAAAUUGCAGCCACCAAAUCAACCAAAAUUUCCAAGGCCAGAUAUAGGUUCAAAGCCUGAUGCAGGACCACCACCUUUACCAAAUGCACCACGACCAUCAGCCUCAAGUAUGCAGAACAGGGGUCCUCCACCUGUACCAGGAAAUCGAACACCAAACGCAGGACCUUCGCUACCAAAUCGCAGUCAAGGAUCUUCUCGUCAUUUCUCUCCAACUCUUCCACAUAGCAGUGCAAAUAGAUCUUUCCUGCCUCCCACUCCAAGCAGAGUUGCUGAAGACAAACCUUCACCACCAGCUCCCAGUACAAACAGACCUCCACUGCCUCCUACUCCUGUUAGGAUGACAGAUGAUAGACCUCCACCACCUCCAAUGACAAGUAGACCCUCAACUAAUAGGGACGGCCCUCCACUUCCACCACCACAACAUCAGAAACCACCUGUCCCUCAAACACCUAGGCCAAUUCCCUCUUUCCAAGCUCCUCCUCCACCACCACCUAAUCGACCAGGACCACCUCCCACUCAUCCAAGCACUGCUCCAGAUGUUGAAAUUCCAAAGCUCCCUCAACGGAAUUUGUCUCUCCACAGCACUUCUUCAUCAGCAUCACCUGGACCAGUUCGAAGUGGUCCUCUUCCUCCCAAUGAAAGACCUCCACCACCUGUAAGAGACCCCCCAAGCAGAUCAGGGCCUCUUCCACCACCACCUCCAGCUAGCAGAAAUGGUAGUACCCAGAAAGCACCACCUGUCCCACAGCCCCCAAAUAGAAUGGGUUCAGACACGAGGAGUGGCUUCAGACCCCCACUUCCUCCUGACCGAGGAAGUCCUGUUGCCCCACCGCCCCCACCAACGUCAAUGAGGAAUGGCUUUCAGGAGUCCUCGCAGUCAGUGUGUGAAGAUGAGUGGGAAGGCAGAUUUUCUUUCCAUUCCAUCUCUGAGUUUCCACCACCGGAACCGUAUGUAAACUUCCCAAAAACUUAUCCUAGUAAACAGAGCAAGGCAGAGAGCAGAGAUUCAGGCCGGAGAGAACGAGGUGCUCCACCCCUUCCACCAAUUCCACCUAUACCAAGGUGAAAACCGACCUGGCUAUUGAAAGCUCAUGGAAAGCCAUUCUACUCUUAGAUCACCUUGCAUGCUUUAACUGCAGACUUGCUACAGGGAUGUUGAAUUUGCCUCUAUCAGCAUCAGUUAUUUUCAGCUGUAGAAAUGCUGGCUAUCUGGCAUUUUGUCUAUGUGAUGCUUACAGCAUCUAGAAAUUAAAAAGUAAUUUCUCCUUUGCAUUUUUUGACUGCUUUAAUGUAAAACAUGCUAACUUGUUUACAAUAUUAUGGACCAGAAUAAAUACAUGUAUUUUGCAAGAAUAUUUCUUUAAUCUAGUUCAUUUUAUACAGUAGGAGUAUCAUUUGGGUGCUCAAUGUAUAAUUGAUGUCUUCUAAUAAAAAUAGGCACUUUGGCUUAAAUAUUGAAUAUCCUUAAAGUUAUGUUAUCAAAUCAAAUUUAAAUAAAGAGCAGAAUUGCAUUUU
This is a messenger RNA of Carcharodon carcharias (great white shark), 2515 nucleotides long. RefSeq names its product WAS/WASL interacting protein family, member 1b (gene wipf1b). The coding region runs from base 537 to 2066 and encodes 509 amino acids. The transcript is spliced from 9 exons. The record is from RefSeq and is a predicted model, not a curated record. Gene Ontology annotation, molecular function: actin binding. Lineage: Eukaryota; Metazoa; Chordata; Chondrichthyes; Lamniformes; Lamnidae.